CUGAAGGUUUAUGAAAUUCAUAUUUCUUGGCUCUGACAAAAGAUGGUUCCAAAGAAGGCGUUGGAGGACCAGGCAGAUAUGUCUUUAGUGGUAUUCAGGGUUCCGGGAGUAGAUGAGGAUGUCAUCAAGAUAGACAAAAAAAGAUGUUCAGAAAGUCACAAAGGAGAUCAUCGAUGAGGGCUUGAAAGAUAGCAGGGGCAUUGCAAAGACCAAACGCUAUGACCAAGUAUGGUCCAUUUCCAUUCAUCUCCCUGGCAGACAAGAUUGUAGGUUUUGCAGAGGUCUAGUUGGUAGCUUCUUGUACUGGUUCGAAUAAUGAGGAGAUGAGAAGAAAAAUGUUUUUAUUGUAACUGAUUUGAUUCAAACCUUUGUAGUCUAUGCAGGGUUGGAGGGAGCUGUCAUCCUUACUAACAAAGAAAAAACCCACCCCCAGUGGUGAAGAUAAUAUAUCCAAUGAUAGUGGAUUCCUUUCUCCAUGGUUUGGUGUUUUGGAUGGGAGAUGUUGAAGAGACAGAGCCCCCAGGAGUAGAUCCCAGGCGCAGUCAUAUGGGUGAUGAGAUGAUAAUGACGAGGCUUUAUGCUUUAUCUUUGCUGAAAACUUGCUUUAGGUCAUGGUAUUUGGAUGAUGUUGUGGUGUAUAGCCAGUUCUGGGAGGAGCAUUUGAUACACCUACAGGAGGUUCUACACCAAAUCAAACUGGCUAGACUGACUGUUAACCCCAAGAAGUGUAUUGUAGCCCAUAGAGAAGUGGAGUACUCUGGUUCUGUCAUUGGUUUUCGAAAGAUAAAGCCUCAAAUGGGAAAGGUUGACACAAUCCAUUCCUUAUCAGUUCCAACUACAAAGAAAAAGGUGAGAGGAGUUCUGGGUGCCUGUACCGGAAAUUCAUACCUUCUUUUGCAGAGUGAUCAGCUGUACUGAACCACCUAACAAAGGGUGUGGCCCCCAACACUGUGUGCUGGACAGAAGAGUGUGAUUGAGAGACCUCAAUUAAGCAUAUGUACUCAUCCAGUUUUACACACCCUAGACUUCAGUAAGCCAUUCAUCUUGCAAACACAUGCUUCAGGAGUGGGCCUUAGAGUAGUCCUUCAACAAGAGGUAGAUGGUGAAAGGCCUGUGGUGUUUCUGAGUUGGAAGCUGCUUGACAGGGAAACAAGAUAUUCAGCCAUGGAAAAGGAGUGCUUGGUCAUGAAGUGGGCUAUCGAGGCCCUCAGGUAUUAUCUUCUGGGACGUCACUUCAUCCUAGAGGCUGACUAUUGUUCCCUCCAGUGGUUAAGACGAAUGAGGGAUGCCAAGUCAGGCAAGUCCAAUGUGGUUGCUGAUUGUUUAUCUAGAAUAGCAGAGGACUGAGGUACUGUGCUCUUAAGAGAGGAGGGAGGAAAUGUAAUGAAGAGAUCUUCAUUACUGGAACUACUUUUACUUAAGUUACUGUGUAGCACUUUAAGAGCACUUUUUGCACUUUACUAAAACUAGCACUUUAUUUAGCACUGCCCUUAUGCAUAGAUUUUAAGUUUUAACUGUAUUUAUUGAGUAUUUGUAGUGAUUAGCACUACAAAUACUCAAUAAAUACAAUCUGUGCUGUGCACAGAUUCUCCUCAUUGAGAAGUGAGGUGGUUGUCUGUGAAGGGAGGAUAAUUGUUACUCAGAGCAAGGAGUUACUGGUUUGUUAAAUUUGAGCAAAUUUUUGUGCAUAAUAUGUAAAGUGUGGAGGUGCUAGGAUGGAGUAACUCACCUGUCUUUUCUGUGUCCUCUCCAAGGUGUUUGGACAAAUACUUCCCUGAGGUCCAGACACCAUUUAGAGGUUCCAGGAGAGGCCAUGGAAAAGUGGGAGGUGGGGAAUUGUUUGUGGGUUUUGUUAUGGUGUACGGCUAAAACAUAAAAUAUUUAUAAAAAGUAAAUAGAAAUGUGCUUGUAUUUGGCAAAAGAUAUUUUAUAUAUUUACAUAAGUGGAAAUUGGUAAAUUGAGAUCCCCUGUGAUUUAAAAGUGGUUUGAUCGUUCACAGCUGGGACUAUUUAAGGCUGCAAUUGCACCUGUGUUUUUUCGUUAUUGAUGCUGUGCUUUGGAAGAAUAAACCAUUGCUGUUUCCACCUUAUUCUGCUUCGACUUUCAUCUCCAUUAUAAAUCCAGCCGCAAAAGGCCACCUGUUACAUGGACACAGAUCCCAACAUAUAUGCGAAGAUGUCUCCUUCCUCCAGUCUGGCAAGCAGCAACUCCUCCCCCUGCACCACUCCACAGCCUCACACUGGUAUGGAGGGUAACAAUAAAGGCAAACAGGCCUCCUUGUACCAUGCCUCUAUCACCUCCCCCUCCUCCACACUGGAAAGCAGAGACAGUGGAAUCAUAGCCAUGCUGACCAGCUAUUCUGCUGAUUCUGCUGUAGAGCGGGAGGAUGGCACCAAGUGUUCUACUGACGGUUAUAACGGCAGCAGCCUCAACAUCUGGCAGCAAGAAGGCCAGCCAGUGGUGGCGUCCACUUUGUCCUCGAGUGCGAGAUCCACAAGUCACACCAAUGGCAGCUCGAUGUACAGGAUAGAAGAGAGCCUGUACGCCUCUACCUACAGCCUGAACAAGCUCCACCCAAACCGAGGAUUCAGCUGUUCACGCUCCUCUGGAUCCACCCACUCCAUAGCCCUCAACCUCAUUCCACGUCCCAAUUCAGUCGCUGCCACAAGUUCAGCCCACCUUGAAGACCUAGCCUUUCUGGAUGAUCAACAGAGACAUUUAGCCUCAAAGAUGUCCCUCAAAAUGGCUGGAGAGAAUUCUGGGAAUCGUAAUCAGCAGGACCCUGGAGUUGAUUUUACUCCAGCCCUCAACCUGAAACCACUCCAUUUCGAGGUUCCUGGUCUGUUGUCUGAUUGGCUGUUCAUGGGCAGAGAGUGGCUCUUCCAGGAAGUUGACACCCAUCUGCACGGCAAUGACCCAACAACUAACAGAGGCAUAUUAAUUACUGGCAACAUGGGCUAUGGAAAGACGGCUAUCAUUGCAAGGCUGGUGGCACUCAGCUGUCAUGGACACCACAUGUGGCCGAGCACCACUGGCAAGCAGAUCAUACCCAAAUAUGGAGAAUCGGUUUUGCUCUCAACUGAGUCUUCUGGAAGAGGAGGGGGGGCAGGAGAAGAAAAUGGAGGAGGAAGCUGUCCAGGAACUCCAGAGAAGAAGAGAAGACAACAGGAGGCAUUGUGGAGACUAGCUGGACAGGUAGUGGCCUUUCACUUCUGUCAAGCUGAUAACUGUUACACCUGCCUUGUUCCUGAGUUCGUCCACAACAUGGCGGCCAUGCUGAUCACUGCCCCUCAACUGACCGCCUAUCGAAAACUGUUGCAGCACUCACCUCAGUUGCAGAGCAUCCUCAGUCUGCGCUCCUGCAUUCAGGAUCCGAGCUUAGCCCUUCAGAGAGGAAUACUAGACCCCCUGGAUGCACUCCACAAAGAGAGAAAGCUUCAGAUUGAUGUGGAAGGUCUCAUUGUACUGAUUGAUGGGCUAAACGAGGCUGAGUUCCACCGGCCCGAUUACGGAGAUACACUGACUUCCUUUCUCUCUCGAAACAUUCAAAAAUUUCCUUUGUGGUUGAAGGUAAUUUCUACUGUCAGGACCAGCCAGCAGGACAUUGCUCAAUGUCUGCCUUUUCACCAUAUCUCACUGGACGGAAAGGAGGAAAACAACGCCAUAGACCAGGACCUGGAGGAUUACUUGAUGGAGCGUAUCCACAGCAGCCCUGGGAUCCAGAGCAAUGUGUCGCUGGGCAAUGGUCGCCUUGACAACACAGCACUGACCAAGAUGAUCAGCCACUUGCAGAGCCUAAGCAAAGGCUCUUACCUCUACCUGAAACUGACCCUUGACCUAAUUGAAGGAGGUUAUCUUGUUCUGAAGAGUUCUAGCUUUAAGGUGGUUCCAGUCAACCUAGCAGAAGUGUACCUGCUACAGCUUAACAUGAGGUUUCCCACGCAGUCAUCUUUUCAAAGAGUACUGCCUCUGCUUAAUGUUACUGUGUCUUCGCUCCACCCACUGACCGAUCAGCAGUUGUUUGAGGUGGUGAAUGCAGGUUGCCUCAGUGGAGAAACAUUCCAGUGGGGGGAGUUUACACAUCGCCUAGAUCAGCUCUCUUCUUUCCUGCUACAGCGGAGUGAUGGCAGCAGGAUGCUUAACCAUGCCUCCUUCAGGGAGUGGCUAGUGUGGAGGGAGGAGGGGCAGGAUGACAAGUUCCUCUGUGACCCAAGAAGUGGACACACCCUGCUGGCCUUCUGGUUCUGCAGACAAGAGGGAAAACUAAGCCGACAGCAGACCCUGCAGCUGGGACAUCAUAUUCUGAAGGCUCACAUCUACAAGGGCUUGAGUAAAAAACUUGGGGUUUCUUCCUCCAUUCUUCAGGGGCUGUGGAUGUCAUACAGCACAGGAAGACUUUGCCCCGUUCUUUCAUCGCUGCGCAACCUCUAUACCCCCAAUAUCAAGGUGAGCAGGCUCCUGAUAAUGGGUGGAGCCAAUGUGGAUUACCGAACUGAAGUCCUUAAUGGUGCCCCCUUAUUGUGUGUCCAUGCUCACCUUGGCCACAAGGAUGUCGUAGCACUGCUGCUCGACCACAGAGCCCAAGUGGAUGCUCAGUCACAUGAUGGUUUAACAGCUCUGGGAUUUGCUGCUGCAGCUGGUCACUUGGACAUAGCCACCUUGCUGAGUCACCACAAAGCCAAGAUUGGCCACAUGGACAGCUCAGGUCGGUGUGUGCUGGUUCUGGCAGCCCAGCACGGUCACCUUGAGGUGCUGCGCUUCCUACUGAAGAGGCCUGAUUGGAGCUGCACUUCCUGUUGUAGCCAGAAGGGGACAAGCAGGAGCCAAGCUGUGCAGCAGGCUCUGAUUGCAGCAGCAAACAUGGGGCAUGCAGAAAUGGUGUCAUACCUCCUGGAUCUUCCAGAAGAAGAUGAGAAAGAGGAGCAGAGACCUGAGAUUAACACAUAUGACUGUCUGUGGGGGGAGACAGCUCUGACAGCUGCAGCAGGACAUGGAAAGAUUGCUGUGUGUAGACUCCUGCUGGAUCAGGGAGCUGCUGCUGAGCAAGGCAACAGGCAUGGCAUCACUCCACUCUUCAGCGCCGUGAGACGGGGACACACACGGGUGGUGGAGAUGUUGCUGAACUAUGGGGUUGAGGUGAACAGUGUGGACCAGCAGGGUCGAACAGCUCUGAUGACGGCAGCCUCAGAAGGACACAUUAUCUCCGCCCAGCUUCUGUUGGAUCACGGGGCCUCUCUCAACCAGAUCGAUAGGGAAGGCUUGACUGCUCUGAGCUGGGCAUGCCUCAAAGGCCAGUUCACAUUGGUCAGGGAGCUGGUGGAGAGAGGGGCAGCCACCGACCAUGCUGAUCGCAGCAGUCGAACACCUCUGGACCUGGCUGCCUUUUGUGGAGACCCUGAAGUGGUCCAGUAUCUAGUGGAUCAUGGAGCGUUGGUGGAGCACAUGGACUGCAGUGGGAUGCGCCCUCUGGACCGAGCAGUUGGCUGCAGGAACACUUCAGCAGUUAUUGCUCUUCUCAAGAAGGGAGCUAAGAUUGGACCAGCAACCUGGGCCAUGGCCACUUCCAAGCCGGACAUUUUAAUGGUGUUACUCAGUAAAAUGAUCCAAGAAGGAGACAGACUGUACAAGCAAGGAAAGGUGAGAGAAGCUGCACAGUCCUACCAGUCAGCCCUCCACAAGUUUCCCAGAGACGAGCUAAAGACCUUCAAACAGCUCAGAGUGUGUGUGCUGCUCAACUUGUCCCGCUGCCACCGUAAAAUGAAUGACUUCAGCCUUGCUGAGGAAUUUGCUACAAAGGCUCUAGAGCUGAAAUCCAACUCCUACGAGGCCUUUUAUGCCCGAGCCAGGGCUAAACGAAGCCGCAGACAGUUCCAUGCUGCGUUGGAGGACCUGAUGGACGCCAGCCGUCUAUGUCCAUCCAACAGGGAGAUUCAGCGCCUUUUGUCUCGGGUGAAAGAAGAGUGUCGGCAAGUUUCACAGCAACAAGACCCUCCCUCUGCUUAUCAACACCAGAUGGCAGUGUCCACCAAUGAAGCCAGGUGUAGGGAUUUCAACUGUCUUCAUGUGCAGAACAUGGAAAGCUUUAACAGGGAAGAUAAGGAAGUGGAGAAAGAAAAAGAUGGGGAUGUCAGGGAAGAUGAAGACUUUUUGUCCUCUCAUCCUCCUCACACAGUCUACAGUCUUGACACCCAUUGCUACCCUGGACUGAAAUCACCAUCUUCUCUCUCUCCGACUCACAUGCAUCAGUGCCUCUCUAAUCCCACUCAUUUAGCAGACCUCUCUUCCCCCAGUCAUUCUUUGCUACCUCCCACUUCCCCCAGCCAACCUCAUGUCAGUGAGACUCCUUCAUCACCCCUGCAGCAUCCACAAAGAGCUGGCUCAAUGUUUGAAAGUAGAGGACAACACCACCUUCAAACGGUCUCAGUGCUUAGCCCAGCAGAUCAUAAUCAGGGCAGGCAGCAGAACAACCUUGGUUCCGAUCAGAAAUCCCUGCUUAAACGCAGCCCUUCCAAAAGCUUGGGGCUCCAGAAUACCAAGGCUGAGGUCGUCCUAAGCAGUCAGCCAAGCUUCUCAGACCACUCUGAUUUGGUUUUAGGGAGUUCUGCCUACUCCCAGUUUACCAAUCUUCCUGAAGAGUUAGCAGAGUUAUGGGAAGACUUUUACCCUAGACCGUUUGAUGUCAGACAUGGCCCACUUGUCCGUGGUGGUGUUUGUUCCAGAGUGACUCAUGUUUUGGACAAUGUGGGUGUUUCACCUGUUUGCCAGACGCAAGCAACACCUGUGCAUGGCAGAGGAACAGCAGCGGACCGAAUGGUAGUAAAUGAUUUUAGUCAAUCUCGACAGUUCAGCCGCAACCAGUCUAAAGCAGCUUACUACCCAAUGGAAGUUACAGAGGCAGCUAUGGGCAAUAAGUCACUGCAAGACUUUCACUAUAAACACCAGGGUGGAGUUCAUCUUCCUCUUAAUGCCCACCCAACCUCCACCUUCACUCCUCCUCCCAGGUCUAUUAUACCUGUGAAUGUGCGCUUUUCUUCUAACAUUGCAAGUGGGCUGCUAACUAAUGAAGGUCAAGGUUUCAGGACCUCAGCCUCUGUCCAGCACAUGGAUCUACCUUCAGAAUCUAUGGGAGAUGCUUAUGGUUGUCAUGAUGAUCCUUUUCUUAAUUCCUCUCUGCAGUCAGAGAUCUGCAUGACUGGAGGAGGGACAUAUCCUGGAGAGGCAGGACGCUCUUCCAGGAACACACCUUUUAUGGGCAUAACAGACAAGUCGGUACGGGUGCACCAGCACUACCAGCAGCAGGUUCCUUCUAGUUCAGCAUCCUGCCUCAGCCUCUCUCGCUCCUGGGCUGUUUCUUCAGUCGACACGAUCGUCACGUCACCUAGCAAAAGCAGUGCUAACCAAAGAGGCUUGGCUCCAGAAGCACUAAUAUCUAAUGCCUACUAUAAUUGUAGCAACAACAACGCUCACAACAGCCACCUCCACCUCACACAGGUCCAUUUGGAUCUGUGUGAGGUGGCCCCUGGUAACAGCCGAUGGAAUGAAGAUUCGGGGCAUGUUUCAAGUCAGAACCCUUCUUAUCUUGAUGUGAAGGUUGCCCAAACACUGCCGGUUUGCCAAAACUGCUCUGACAGGUCAGUAGAAAGGAUUGUACCUACCUCUCCUGUCAAACCAAAAAAACCGUUUGUUGAGUCAAAUGUGUAAAGAAGAACAAAAAAUAAAAAAGGUUUAAAGGAACUCAUUGGGAAGUGUAUUUCAAGUUGGGGUUUGGAAUUAAUAACUGCUUAAAAUAAACUAGUCUGAGAAGUUAAAAAGUCAAAUGCACAACUCAAAUUGCAAAUGGCACUCACUUCCAGGUUUUGGCUGGACAAGACGGCACUUAAUUGGACAUUGUCAUCAGUAUCCAGCAGAAUUCUAAAAGAGUCUAAAGUAUAUUCUAAAAUUUUGAAGAAAGUUAUAACUCUUAAGAACACUUUGCCAAUUGCUGCACUGAAGUUCUACAUUCAGUAUCAGUUUUUAAAUGACAGCACACACUGUAAGCAUUUACUCUUGCAUUGAAGUUUAACAACAAACAACAUUUUACCUGGUUUGGUAUCUUCAGACAGAGCAAGUAAUGAUUAUUGGGGAAAAGAACAACAUAUUUUCAAUCAUCAAAGCCACAAAAUGGUGGAGGAGUAUUCUGUGAAAUGGAAACAGUUGAAAAAACAUCCAAAUUUUUCUCUUUCUUGUUCAUCUCCCUUAUCUUUCAUGCCUUUUCACAGAAAAUAGCUCAGCGAUUCAGAAGAUCGUGUGAAUAGCGAUUCACUAAAGUAAAUAAAGCACCACUGUUACCUUUUCCUGUUGCAAUGCCAUCUAAAAUGACAUAAAUAGAGAGAAGUGGGCUGUAAAAAUUGUUGUUCAUCAGCAUCUUAGACCCAAAGCCAGAGCUUAAGAAAGUCGGACAAUGCAUUAAAGUUAUUAAACACUACUUUUGCUGUGACUAAAAUGGUUUCUAUUUAUCAGA
Xiphophorus couchianus (Monterrey platyfish) is the source of this 8501-nucleotide messenger RNA. RefSeq names its product protein TANC2-like. Gene Ontology annotation, molecular function: protein binding. NCBI's taxonomy places the organism in Eukaryota, Metazoa, Chordata, Actinopteri, Cyprinodontiformes, Poeciliidae. The coding region runs from base 2147 to 7702 and encodes 1851 amino acids. Gene Ontology annotation, cellular component: dendritic spine. Gene Ontology annotation, biological process: regulation of dendritic spine morphogenesis. The transcript is spliced from 26 exons. The record is from RefSeq and is a predicted model, not a curated record.